ACUAUUUUAAAAGAACAUCCUUGGAAUAUAAAAGCAACACUAUCUCCACUUUUAAUAACCAAAUCAAAGACCAUUCAAGAUAAAAAAAAUGUCGUCGCAUGCAGUUUCAUCUGGGUUGUGGACCAAGCUUGCCGAUAUUGAUAAACAUCGAACCUCGGUGGCCAUUCAUGCGAGAGCAAUCCGUGUGUACGAAAUAAGUUCAUUUGGUAGAAUUAAUGAAUCAAUGGAGGUUAUUUUCCAUGAUGAUCAAGCAGACGAUCCAAUCAAGAGAAGACUAUUUGAAGAGAAUCCAAGUGACAAACAAGAGAAUAGACUCAAAGCAAUCAAGGUUGAAAAGAAGAUUGAUCAUCUUCAAGAAUGCCAAAUGUUUACUGUGGACUCAAAUAAGGUUCUGGGCUGAUAUGUGAUCUUUUUGUCCUAUCUUUCACCAUGUCCACAAAACACUUUUUUUUGUCAUGGCAUGUAACAAAACUAUUUCCCGUUG
Molecule: messenger RNA, 484 nt
Organism: Cuscuta campestris
Lineage: Eukaryota; Viridiplantae; Streptophyta; Magnoliopsida; Solanales; Convolvulaceae
Source: the annotation of a GenBank genome assembly